This is a messenger RNA of Priceomyces carsonii, 3246 nucleotides long. It is a transcript of the gene SMC6, whose product is annotated as DNA repair protein. The record is from RefSeq and is a predicted model, not a curated record. Gene Ontology annotation, biological process: double-strand break repair via homologous recombination. Lineage: Eukaryota; Fungi; Ascomycota; Pichiomycetes; Serinales; Debaryomycetaceae. The coding region runs from base 1 to 3246 and encodes 1081 amino acids. Gene Ontology annotation, cellular component: Smc5-Smc6 complex; nucleus; site of double-strand break. Gene Ontology annotation, molecular function: damaged DNA binding; single-stranded DNA binding. The transcript has a single exon.
AUGACUCAACGACUAGAAGUGAGAAAGCGGCAAAAGAUGAUGGAUGAUGAUGGAGGCUCUGACUCCGAAUCAGAAUCAGACUUGUCUUCGAAUCUAGAUCAUGAAAGUGAUACCGAUAGUGCUAGUGAUGAUAGUUUUAUGGCCGAUCCUACCUCUGCCAAGGCUGGAGUGAUUGAGAAGAUUGUGCUAAAAAACUUUAUGUGUCACGAUUUCUUUGAGUUGGAACUAGGUCCUCAAUUAAAUUUCAUUAUUGGCCGGAAUGGAUCAGGGAAAAGUGCGAUUUUGACUGGAAUAUCUGUUGGUUUGGGUGCUAAGGCUUCCGAAACAUGUAGAGGAAGUUCAGUUAGGGAUUUGAUCAAAGAUGGGAAAGAAAUGGCAAAGGUGAUAUUAACUUUCAGAAAUGAAGGCGAAGAAGCUUAUUGCCUGGAUGUAUAUGGAAAGAAAAUAAUAAUUGAAAGGACACUCAAGAGACUGGGAACUAACUCUUACUCCAUUAAAUCUGAAGUUUUAAAUACAAUUUCUACAAAAAAAUCAACCUUGGAUGAAAUUUUGUUCAAAUAUAACAUAGCGGUCAAUAAUCCUUUAGCAUUCUUGUCCCAGGACAAGGCACGAGAGUUUUUAACACUGAGCUCUGAUCAGUCAAAAUUUAAGUUUUUUAUGGAUGGCACCCUACUUAAUGAUAUCACAAAUAACUUGGAAGCUACAGCAAUGAAUACUGUUGAGAUAAGAAAUAGAUUAAACUUGGCGAAAAGACAUUUAAAAUUAGCAGAAGAAAAGUAUAGGGCAUCUGCUGCUUUGUACGAAAAAUUUCAAAGAUCUGAUUCCUUACGAAAGAGGCUAGAAAUCCUUCAUGGAAAGGCUUAUUGGUUCAAUGUUACUGUUAUAGAAAGAAAACUUGAGAGCUAUAAACAGUCUUUAAAGCAAGCUGAAGAAGAGAUUUGUGGAUUAAGCAAUGAAAUAAUAAAUAUUAAUGAGCGCGUAAAAUUCUUGGACGAUGAUAGUGUCAUGUUACAAACUCACCAAGAUGAAAUGAAACAAAUCGUAACUAAAUUCAAAGAUGAAUAUGAUCUUAUAAAAGAUAAAAGGAGAAACGCAAAAACUAUCAGGAAACAGCUCGAAGACGAAAUUCAAAAGCUUCGGGAGGAAAACAAUUCUUUUGAAAAAGAAAUCAGAAAAAAAGAGAAUGAGAUUGCCUUAGAGAGAGAGCUUUUGGAUAAGCGAAAUGAUUCGAAGGAAACAUUAUCAAACACCAUCAGCAAUUUAAACAGCAAGAUCGAAGAAUUGAAUAAAAAGAAGGAUGAUAUUAGACAAAGGCUAGGCGAUAUGACAGAAGAACCCACUAUGUCUGACUUGCGACAUGAAAUCGGUAUAUCCGAGGAGAUAAUUAAUAGCUUAUCAACCAGAAAGAUACAAAUACAAAAAUCUGAAAAAGACAUACUUUUGCCUUGGGGAGAUCAUAUUCAUAACGUGUUAAACUCAAUAAAGGCUAUUAAAAACUGGCAUCAGGAGCCGAUUGGCCCACUUGGUGCUCAUAUCAGUGUUAGAGAUGAAUUUAGUAGCUGGAAAGACUUAAUCAAUACGGUACUAGGGAAGACCUUGGACUCAUUUCUAGUUAUUGAUGAGCACGACAGACGAAUAUUAGACCGUAUAUUCAAACAGCUUAAGGUAAACAAAAACAUAAUUACGCGACGGCCAGAAAGAAUCACUUUUGAGGGAGGAAGAGUAAGGAAUCAAAUUACAUUUUUCGACAUGCUUGCCAUCGAUAAUGAAAACGUACUUUUCACCCUAAUCGAUAUAAAUAAUAUCGAAAAGAACAUCAUAGCAUCUAGCAGAAAUGAUUUCGACAUGCUUGUAAAAUUACCUAAUGUUCUCUCGGUCUUUUCUUCUUUGGGCUUGAGAUCGGGCAUUAGAGCAAGUGCUGGUGAUAAUGGUACGUUGAGAAUUGAUCCAGUUCAUUAUAGAGACGAGAUUCACAAGUUAUCUAGUAAUUCAAAAUCUUCAGAAAAUUAUAUAUUAAAUAUUGAAUCUCAAAUUCAGCUCGAGACGGAGAAGCUAACUAAGCUUCGCCUUAGCCUUAGAGAAGCAAAUAUAAAGAAUCAAAACCAAAGGCGUGAGUUGGAAGAACAAAGUUCAUCGAUACUGGUAGAUAUAAAGAAGUUUAAUAACGAGGUAAUAAAAAUGGAAGACAAACUCAAUGAAAAUGGCGAUCUUGAAAAGGUGGAAGCUUUGAAAAUACAAGUUUCCACAGAUAGGGGGCAAAUAUCAAUUAAUGAAAAUAUUAUAACUUCGUUGAUAGAUGAGCUUGAAAAAGGAAGGGACAACGCAAUAUCGCUUAAGGCGCAACUUGAGUCUUCUCGUGAAAGAGUUACCGCAGCCGUUCAGGAUCUCGAUAAUACUAAAACGAAAUUGGAAGCAUUCGCAGAUGAACUUGCGUCGCUUAAUGAUCGCAAGACACACUCUGAAAUGAAAAAAGUAAAGCUACUUGAUUCAAUUGAGGCGAUGAAAAACAAACUUGAACUAGGAAGAGAAAAGCUCGCACCUAUUUUAGAAACUGCAGAAUUGAAGUGUUGUAGGGAGAUAGCAAAUGUUGAUAUCGAUCGAGACACUAGCGAGUCCAUUAGCAAAGAAUAUCAAGAACUUCAGAGACAAGUUCAAGAAGUUGAAAGUUCUUUAGGCAGAUCUUUCGAAGAAAUACAACGAGAACUAUUACAGAACAAAAAAAUGCGUGAUGCCGCAAAUGAUAAUGUCUUCUGUUUAGAUCAGAUAAAUAGAACUUUUGAGAGUGAGUUAAAUAUCAGGUUUCAAUAUUUGGUCACGACGAUUAGUAAGAAUGAAAGUGAUGCCUCCUCAUCAUUUGAAAGAUCAUUGGCAUUAAGAGGGUUUAAAGGGGAGCUAAGGUUCAAUCACCCUAACAAAUCCUUAACGCUCUUAGCCCAGACGAAAAAUGAUCAAGCUAAAAGGACCGUCGAUUCGUUGUCUGGAGGUGAAAAAUCUUUCACCCAAAUUGCAUUGUUAUUGGCAAUCUGGAAAGUCAUGGACACUAAGGUGCGUGGCCUUGAUGAGUUUGACGUUUACAUGGAUUCCGUAAACAGAUCUAUUAGUAUUAAACUUUUGUUGAGCGAAUUGAGAAGGUAUCCCAAGUCUCAAGCAAUAUUUAUAACCCCCCAAGAUAUUGCUGUCGUUGGAGAUCUAGAAAGUGAAGACGUCAAAAUCCAUAAAAUGACUGAUCCAAGGAAGAACAAUUGA